Ipomoea nil (Japanese morning glory) is the source of this 1372-nucleotide messenger RNA. RefSeq names its product protein POLYCHOME-like. Bases 181 to 990 code for a protein of 269 amino acids. The transcript has 3 exons. The record is from RefSeq and is a predicted model, not a curated record. Lineage: Eukaryota; Viridiplantae; Streptophyta; Magnoliopsida; Solanales; Convolvulaceae. Gene Ontology annotation, cellular component: nucleus. Gene Ontology annotation, biological process: negative regulation of ubiquitin protein ligase activity; regulation of nuclear division.
CCAAAAAUUUCGGUUCCUGAAAAAUGAAAAUAAAAUGCCGCCCAAACCCACAUUUGAAAUCCUUCAUAUUUUCGGCUUUUCGCCAUUCUCGUUGAGCUCUCUCUCUUUAUCAGCCAGCCCGAGCCGCUUAACUUCCUGUUCCCAGUCCAUUUUGCAUUCAUCAAUCAAGGGUUUGACACAAUGCCGGAAGCCAGAGAUCGAUUGUCGAGGCCGGUGGAUGUCGCCGAGAUUUACCGAAGGCGGGUGACAGGAAUUGGGGAAGGAACGCACAUGGAGGAGGGCGGAAUCCUUCAUCCUCAUAGAGAUGACGUGGAUGAUCUCAGCGUCGGAAGUCCGUUCAGGUGGGGAGCUACUGGACUGACCGGGGCUGUCGGAGCAGGAAGUGCGGCGGCGGCGGCGGCAGGUGGCGUUGGGACCCCGAUUAGGAAUAGGAGGUCUCCUUAUAGGGCGACGCCAAGCGCGAGACGUGGGCGCGGAUCGUCGGCCAGGGUGAUUGGUCGAGAGAACAUUUCACACACAGGCCGGCGGCUAGUUCGAGCUCGCGGUGGCGUCUUGCCGUCAUGGUAUCCGCGGAGGCCAUUACAAGAUAUUACCUAUAUCACAAGGGCCUACCAAAGGAGAAGAGAACGCUUGAGAGAAGGAGAAGAGGUAGAACCAGGGACGCCAUUGCUCCGGGAUCAGACUGCUCUUGAUCCUACAAUAGCCACUCCUAGUGCUCAGCUUGAGCACAAUCCUAUUACUCCAUUUCCAACCCUGAGAAGCAGGCUGUGUCCUCCUUCUGUUAUUGACAAACUGCCCAAGAUUUUGAAUGAGGUUAAGGAUCAGAAUGCUCAAGAUUGGGAGUUUUUGACACCUGAGAAGAAACUCCUCAACUCGAUAGACACAGUGGAGAAAGUAUUCAAGGAGGAGCUUCAAAAGCUACAAAGGACUCCCAGUGCCAAGAAGGCUGAAAGGGAGAAGAGGGUGAAGACUCUCAUGUCCAUGCGUUGAUUUGUACCAUCAACCUGCACUUAUCUGCCUCAAUCAAGAUUGAGGCACGAAGGGUUUUGGAGGAAAGAACUUGUUAUCUGCCUCAAUCAAGAUUGAGGCACAAAGGGUUUUGGAGGAAAGAAGCAUGAGCAGCUGAGUUCGGGGCAUGAUUGAUCAUCUUCUUAUGAUCAAUCUUGGUUUCUUAUACUGGUGUAAAUUACAAUCGAUAUUGACCACUUAGCAAUUUCUGAUUUUUCCUUAUGCUUUCUAGAUUUUUUCUUUCUUCUUAUUGAACUCCUUUAAGCAUGUUUAGCCUUUAGCAAACUCUUGAAUCAGGUAUAAUAGAAUGCUAGUUGCAGCAAAUUCUUUCCCUUGAUAGUAGUUCACUAGUUCUUGCUGGUUA